Miscanthus lutarioriparius is the source of this 306-nucleotide messenger RNA. The record is from the annotation of a GenBank genome assembly. NCBI's taxonomy places the organism in Eukaryota, Viridiplantae, Streptophyta, Magnoliopsida, Poales, Poaceae.
AUGGCCGAGGAGAAGCACCAUCACCACCUGUUCCACCACCGCAAGGAUGAGGAGAGCUCCGGCGAGGUGGACUACGAGAAGAAGGAGAAGCACCACAAGCACAUGGAGCAGCUCGGCGAGCUCGGCGCCAUUGCCGCCGGCGCAUAUGCUCUGCAUGAGAAGCACGAGGCCAAGAAGGACCCGGAGAACGAGCACGGCCACAGGAUCAAGGAGGAGGUGGCCGCCGUCGCCACCGUGGGCUCCGCUGGGUUCGCCUUCCACGAGCACCACGAGAAGAAGGACGCCAAGAAGCACGGCCACAACUGA